GGUGAGUGAGUGGCUGUCAGUCAGAUUGAGAGGUACAGAUGUUUUACCUCGUGUACCUUAUUCUUGGUCAUUGUUGAAUCGUACGACAAUGAUGAUAACCUUAUCAAUGGCACAAUCACCAAAUCCCACUUUUGCCAUCCCUACCACCACAAUUCAAAAUGAAAGAAGUCAAACCAAACAAAAACAAUCCACUUAAUGGUGAUGAUGACGAUAAUGCAUCUAUUCGUACAACGUCAACUUUGGCAACAAUCAGUAGCAGAUUGAGCAAGAAAAGAUGGGGCGGAUUAUCAAAACCAUCAUUCAUGCAAUCUAAUCAAGCCUUGCCAACUUAUGAUGAAUCACAAGAUCAAACCGAAGGACCAAGCUCAAUGCCUGCCAGAGUACGGCCAAACGCAAAGGAAAAAGAUGGAUACCCAGAUGAAGAGGAAGAGUUUGACAGUGUCCCUGACGUCCUCUUCAUCAACGGUCACAAAGUCGAGCCAUUGGUCACACUGAGUCAAGAAGAAGCACAUUUGACCCUAUUGACAGCAUUUCGUGAUAUCCGAACACAGUGCCUUUCCCUUGCCAAGACGAAAGAAGAGCAAGGCCAAAUAUGGAAGACAUAUCUUAAACGGGCAAAUUACCGUUUGUCGACUUACAUCGAAACCGUUCUACCAUCUGCACUACAAAUCUCGGAGCAGGAUCUCAAAGCCCCACCAAGAUCAUUGCUGCACUUGGGUCGCACUGGUGCUAGCAAUCAAGCCAAACGCGCAAUCAUGAACAUUCCCGAAGAUGCUUUGCCACCGCUAGAUGUCAUGAUGUUAUGGCAUGCAUAUAUGCUCAACCCAGGUCGAUACGCAGAAGAUGUUGCUCGGAUAGAUGCAAGACGCAUUUUACACUUUAUUCGCUUCCCUUUUGUUGCAAUCGCCAGUCGUAUCCGAAACAGUCCUCAACAAGGUCCCUUCAUCGAAGAUUCCGAUAGGAUGGCUGCACGAUGGUCAAGGAUGACCGGACAAUCCUUCCAUCUUUCCUACAUGGCUCCGCCUCUUUCAUCUACCGAGACUGAAACCGGCAAACCUCUACCUGAUGAAGGUGUCUUCGUUGAAUGUCCGAUGUGCAAUCGAUUUGACGAAUCUCACCGUCCCGAUGAACAUCAGCGCAACUCCGCAUCAACUUCGGGUUUCACCUUGUCUUGGCAAGAAGCAGGACGCGAUGAUUGGAAGGGAAAAUGUGCUUCAUGUGAUGCAAAACUCAACUCAAAAGUUAUACGUGGAGGUAUUUUGCUCAACGACAUCGAACAAUGGCUCAAAAGUCGCCCUUCACAAAAGAUCAAACCUUUCCAUUUGCGUGGUGGGCUGAUCUCGGCACGUAAUGGGCGUUUGUUCGAGGAUGAUCCGCAUGCACCUAUCCUGUGCCGCAUAUAUCCCUUUAAACGUAACGUUCAACCUGAUCACACGGGUAUGUGGGCUUUGUUAUCGCAUGUGAAGAAAGACGUUUUUCACGAUGAGCGCCUUUACGGAAAAUUGAGAAAUGUACCAAAGAAUGACCUUCAACCGAUUUUGCAUUUUGUGGAAGCAAAAGGUGACAUUGAAAAGUGGUCAACUUUGAUCGACCGUGAUUGUCAGGCGAGAAUCGUGCUUGCAAUGGAAGAAAGGGCAAUUGAUAUGAACAGAAGGAUUAGUCUAGUGACAAAGUAUUAUAUCGAAGGAGAUCCACUUGCUCCGAAUACUAGUAUCGAUCUCGUAAAUGCUGUUCUUCGCCAAUUCAGUUUUAUUGAUGAAAUGGAUCAAAUGGGCUGGCUCGACACAACCUCAUUCAAAGAAGGAAAAGAAGAAAUGGCAUUACCUUCACUAACGCCAGAAGAACGCCGGCCUAAUUUGGCCCGCUCUAUCGUUAGAUAUCAUCGCUGGCUAAACGUAUUGACAGUGAAGAACGAGCUCUUGUGUCCUACUCUGGAUAUCGAUCUGGCUUGGCAUACCCAUCAGUUACUGCCGAGCUACUAUGCUGACUGCUUUGAUACGGUUGGAAUGUUUGUUGACCACGAUGACAAAUUGCCUGCUUCGACACUCUCGACAGCGUUUGAUCGAACAGCUCGUUCGUGGUAUGAACUUUAUGGUCAACCUUAUAGUGCUUGUGGCUGUCCAGCUCACAAUGGAUCAGAUUUUCGACAGUCAUUACGCAAAUUGAAGAUUAAUUUGGGAUCCAGUUCAAAGGAUAACGAUGAAAAAGAAAACGUGUCUGCAGAAGGCCGACAAAAAGGAGCAGGCACUCAUCCUUCCGUUCAUAAUAUUACCGCUCCAGCAAAUACAAACUUGAAGGAUUCACAUGCAUUAUCCAUGAGAGUUCGUCGAAAGCAAGAACAGAAUGAUAUGAAGUCUGGAAAACGGCCAGAGACACACAAAGAUGCAUUUAUUCUCGGUUAUGGUCUUACGCCUUUGGAACCUUUCCGUGCUAUCUCAACCACUGAUUGUCAGAUCGCAGGCAAGUGCGUUACUGGAACAAAUAAUAUAAUGAAGAUGAAUUAUGGAGUUGGACCGGGCAACUGUGUAGGCGUGAGCUCAGUCAUUGCACCGAACAAGAAAGGUCAUUAUGCCGUACCUUCCUCACUUCGAGUGAGAGAUAAUGUGGACACAGGUCACUACAACACUUAUGGUGCAUCUGCUUAUCUGAUUCUUCCACCUUCAGGAAGCGAUCAUCCUAGUCGUGCCAUGUACGCUGGUUCCAAUUUGGGAUUUGGUGGUACUGGAUUUGGCUUCGUUGGAGGUGGUGGAAUGGGUGCCUGUGGCGGAGGCGGAGGAGGAUGUGGUGGUGGAGGUGGCUGCUAA
Messenger RNA from Meira miltonrushii, 2804 nucleotides. RefSeq lists its product as uncharacterized. NCBI's taxonomy places the organism in Eukaryota, Fungi, Basidiomycota, Exobasidiomycetes, Exobasidiales, Brachybasidiaceae. The transcript is spliced from 3 exons. The record is from RefSeq and is a predicted model, not a curated record. Bases 159 to 2804 code for a protein of 881 amino acids.